Messenger RNA from Phyllotreta striolata, 1080 nucleotides. The record is from the annotation of a GenBank genome assembly. Lineage: Eukaryota; Metazoa; Arthropoda; Insecta; Coleoptera; Chrysomelidae.
AACAAAACAAAGACAACUUGAAACACACAAAAAUCUAUUUUAAUAUAAAAUAAAUACCAAACAAUGUCUAGUAUAUUAAAUUCACAUAAUAAACAACCAUUUAAAGUUAUAGAAGUACCUCUAAGCAAGUUCAAAGAUGAGAUAAUCCCACAUCACCAGAAUGUUUUCGAAAGUUACAAAUCGAAUAUAAAUAUGUUAAUGGCUAUCUCCGAUGAACAACAACUUAGAAAGGAAAUUAAAGCGAAGAAACGAAACGUAAAGCAACUAAGGGAUCUUAUGUACGAGUUGGAUACUCUACGAACGCAAGUUGAGGACGAAAACUUAGAUCAAUUCGAUACAAAAACGUUGUCUUUAAGAAAAAUAUUACUUAAUUUAAUUAGUGGAUAUUCGGAAUUGGAGAAAAUGGUGAACAAUACCUUAACCAAUGAACAAAGUAACGACAAUAUGGGUAAAGAGAACCAACAGCCAUUCGAAGGAACUAGUCACAUACAAAUUCACGCGAACAUUGAGGAUAUUAAGCUGAACGAACGCCUAGAAACGCUCUCGAAGGUCGAGAACAUCAACCGCGAUGUAGAAGAUUUACAUGAAAUGUACAAAAAUUUACACGAAAUGGUCGGAACCCAGGCCGAGAGUGUCGAUCACAUAGAAAAUUGCGUCGAAGACGCCCACCAGAACGUCGAAAUCGGCACUAGGAACUUAUCUAAAGCUCACAAAUUAAAAGCGGUGGCGUAUCCGGUUACAGGGGCAUUUCUAGGUGGAAUAAUUGGUGGCCCGAUUGGACUGGUCGCAGGGCUAAAAGUGGGGGGCGUCGCGGCGGUGACGUGCGCCAUAGCUGGCUACACGGGUGGUAGGUGGUUCAAGAAGAAGACCAUCGAGAACUCCGAUGAGCCAGAAAUUCCAAGUGUAAACGAUGAUGCUGAUAACAAAAGUGAUCCGGUAAAGAAGGAAAUUUGACGGUGUGCUUUAUGUUAGGUUUAGUUAUGCUUAACAGUUUACAUCACAAGCAUUUUUUGGUUGUAUUUUUAAUUUUAAUCGAAAUAGCUUUUUGGAAUAAAACUUUUUUUCAAAUAAAUAUAAAUA